UCUGGUCUAAAAGUUCCACAAAUACCGACACCAGAAUUAGUUUUUGAAGUCAAAUAUAAAAUAAAAUUCGCGGUCAGGCGCGGCCAGGCGAUUACUAAUCACUGCAGGCAGUGGGUGUUUGACCAGUCUUGUUGAGACUUGUUGCGUUCGCCGCCGCGUUGUAGUCGCGUACACAAUACUACAAGUUUUUCGCGAAUCUUAUAGAAAUCUGUUGUUGUCCGAAGCUAUAAAUAGAACAAGAUAGUAAACAAUGGCUUUCUACUCGGAAUCAGAGUCGGACAAUGAGUAUGAGCAAGUGUGUACUCGAGGAGGCGGCUGUGGUGGCGGGAGUGCCGCCUUACCCUUCGACCCCGCAAGUAUCGAAAAUGUGAUAUUAUCAAUUAGCGACAAUUUCGAUUUCCGCGUUAUUAUGAGCGAUGAGAGGACCAAGGGAGCAUUCCUGGUGACCACUGGCUUGGCCAUCGCUGGAGGACUGAUUGGUCGCCAUUAUGGCGGUAGAAUUGGAGCAGCUGUUGGUGGUGCUGUGGGCGGCGCGUGCGGUCUUGGGAUAGUCGCUGUUUCUAUGAGGAGCAUUUGGCAAGAUAUUAAGGAUAAGCUAUCAGACUUGUUUGAAAUGGUGUAUGACUACUUAGCUGGACUGGGUUUGGACGACUACAAGCGCGCUGCAAUGUUCCUUACACAACAAGGGGAUAAGACACAACUGGCUAUGCUCAUUCUUGAAACAGCUUCUGGCAUCUUAGGAAAGAAGAUUUUGUCUAGCAUCACUGCUGCAUAAUAAUAGUAAUUUUAUUAAUUACAAAAAAAAAAAUUGAGACCGCUUGGAGUUUGAGUGAAUGCCGCAAUACUUAUGAGCGGUCACCGGUGAAUGCUUGAUUGUAACGAGGAUAACAAAUUAACUGUGACAUCUAAUGCAAAUGAUACUUAAAUUAUCAAACUGAUUUGACAAUAAAUUAAAUGUGAUAUGUAUUUUAAAUUAGAGCUUAAAUUAAUGUUCAUUAAUGAAGACAGAGUAUUUUAUGUGAAAUGUUGACCAUUUUUUAAAAUAUUUUGGUGCUGUAUGACAUUGUGAUAAUCUUGACCAAAUCAAUAUUAAAUUAGUUUUAUUUUCAUGUUGAUCAUGAAGAUAGUCAUAUUUUAUGAGGGCUUUUUAAAUAUGGUAUAAUGGAAAACUGAAGAUUUAAAAAAUAUUUUAGGUUUUUCCAGACAAUCUCUAUGAAAUUUUGUGUGCAUGGUAUCAUGUUAUUUAUCUUGUCUUGUAUAAAAAUAUUUUUUGUCAUUGAUAUUGUAGCAUAAUAUUAAUAUUUUAGUAAUUAGUUUUAGUUAGUAAGCUAUUUUAGUUUAGAGUAUAACUUUUUAUAUUGCUGUCAUGUAUUGUAAAAUCUAUAUGUGGUUUGUUUGUACUGUUUUAAUAAAGAAUGAAUAAAGUGUAUAUCAAUAAAUAUCUUUUUACUUUACAAUAA
Messenger RNA from Spodoptera frugiperda (fall armyworm), 1460 nucleotides. RefSeq lists its product as uncharacterized. The record is from RefSeq and is a predicted model, not a curated record. Lineage: Eukaryota; Metazoa; Arthropoda; Insecta; Lepidoptera; Noctuidae. The transcript is spliced from 2 exons. The coding region runs from base 251 to 775 and encodes 174 amino acids.